AUGAAGAAACGUGCUUCUCGUUCGGUGGUGGCAAAAUCAGCCAAGCUGAAAACGCUUUUGCGGCAAAGAGCGAACAUUUUGGGCUCUGCCGCGUUGAUCAAAAAGUUUAACGACCAAUACCAACAAGGUCAAUUCCACCAAGUCAAGGUGAGGAUCGACACUCUCGAUCGUUUGUGGGCUGAUUUCGCACACAUACAGGACGAGAUCGAAGAAAUCGAAGAUGUCGUCACCGGUGAUGAAAUCGAUGACGAAGAAGAGCCAACCAUUUCUGCGCAGCGGGUACAAUUUCAAUCCAUGUACCACGAGCUGAAAGCAUCUCUCGUUAGUAAACUGCCGCUGGAUCCACCACCCUCCGGCUCAGUAGUCAAUCGUCCUCCGGUCCAACCAAUGCAGUCUGUGCGGUUGCCGGAAAUCCACAUUCCAGAUUUUUGUGGCAAUCCAUCCAAAUGGAUAGCCUUUCGGGACAUUUUUCGGUCCAUGAUCCAUUCAAGCGUUCACCUCUCGUCGGUGCAGAAAAUGCACUAUGAGUGGGAGAACAGUUGCCAGGAAAAUGUGCGUCCCACGUACGAGCAACUAACCGAAUUUGUGCGAAAAACAUCGCGAGUGUUACAGUCUGUUAAACUGCUUCAAACGCCCAAUCACCCUGUCGAACCCAAACCCUCGAAACCCAAAUCGAUUUCCAUCCACGUUGCUACGGAGGUUACGAACAAGUGUCCGCCUUGCAAAGACGCCCAUCCUCUUUUCAAAUGCGAUCAGUUUGUCGGAAUGGAGGUGAAACAACGCUUUGAGAUGGUGAAGAAAAAUGGAUUGUGCAUCAACUGCCUGAAGGGGCCACAUCUCGCCAAAAACUGCAGCAGUGGAAGCUGCAGAAAUUGCUCCAAGAAACACCACACCCUUUUGCAUCUGCCGCCACUAGCCGUGGCUGCGAAACCGUCGUCGUCUCAAACAACGCUGGCGUGCUCUACGGCAGCCAGUGAAGUGAUUCCUCCAGCUCAACCUCAAGUGUCGUCGAACUCGUCCGUAGUCGCCUCGCACUCGUUUUCCUCACCACCAUCGCGUUCGCAACAGCCACCCGUCGGGUCUAUGUCGUCUGGCCCGGUAAACUCGUUCUCCGUUCCCGUACGUGCCCCCUGCGGUGAAGUUUUCCUAUCAACGGUAGCUGUCAAGGUGAAGGACUCCAACGGCAACCCUCGCUACGUUCGUGGGGUUCUGGAUAGCUGCUCCCAAGCAAAUUUCAUCUCGGAGGCUCUGGCGCGCAAGCUGGAGUUGAAACGCGAUAGAAUCAGCAUCGAUGUUAGUGGUAUUGGCCAGGGAAUCGUCCACAUUCGUUCUAAAGUAUUGAUCAGGAUCUCGUCUCGCUUCGGAGGAUUAGACUACCCUCUCGAAUGUCUCGUUAUACCACAAAUCACGGUCACGCUUCCAAGUAAGCACAUCGACAUUUCUGACUGGAAUCUCCCCAACAACGUCCCUCUCGCAGACCCGAGGUUCAACAUCAGCUCCGGGGUCGAUAUUCUCGUUGGUAGAGAACUGUUCUACUCCCUGAUGCUCUCGCAUACGAUCAAUCUACGCGCUGGUUUCCCGAUACUUCAGAAAACUGUUUUCGGGUACGUUGUCGCUGGUCGGCUAUCAACAGCAUCUCGUACUUCUCCGAUUCGUGUAGUCAGUGCCACCACUAGUCUCGAUAAUAAGCUGCAGCGCUUUUGGGAGGUCGAAAACUUCGACGGUUAUAAGGCGAUGACUCCGUUGGAGGAAGCGUGUGAGGGGCAUUUCCGAAGCACAGUCAGUCGAACAAGUGAUGGUCGCUACAUGGUUCGCCUUCCGGUACGGGAUGAAAUGAUUCAACUGCUGGGAGAUUCUUUCGCGGUAGCACAACGCCGAUUCUGGGCAAUAGAGAGGAAAUUUGCGGCAAACCACGAGUUUAAGAGCGAAUACGUGAAGUUCAUGGAGGAGUAUGCGGCACUAGGCCAUAUGGAGUUGAGUCCUCGCGUCGAAAUUCCCCAGUUUGUACUGCCACACCAUGCCAUCUUCCGCCUCGAUAGCUCCACCACGAAGACCCGCGUUGUCUUCGACGCCACCUGUAAGGGCAGUUCCCAGUUGUCGUUGAAUGAUGUGCUACUCGUUGGUCCGAUCGUGCAACCUCCUCUUCUCGCUAUCGUCCUCAACUGGCGGAUCCCUCGUUUUGUUUUCAAGGCUGAUAUAGAGAAGAUGUUCCGCCAGUUUUGGGUUCAUCCUCUGGACCGCAGGUUUCUGCAAGUGCUGUGGCGGACAAGUACAACCCAACCUCUUCAGCGAUACCAGCUCACCACGGUGACCUACGGGACGUCAUGCGCACCUCACCUGGCCACACGUGUGCUUAACCAAUUGGCAGAGGACGAAGGGCACCGAUAUCCGCUAGGUGCAAAGGUCAUCCGGAAAGGAUUCUACAUGGACGAUGCUCUUUCAGGGGAAGACGACCUGGAAAUUGCUGUUGAGACAGUGAUACAGCUGACGGAACUACUGAAGCUUGGAGGCUUCAACUUGAGGGAAUGGAGCUCCAACGAUCCUCGAAUUCUGGCUCACUUGCCGGAUGAACUCAAGGAAUUUGCGCCGGAAACUGAAAUCGACGAUUCCGGAAACACAAAAACGCUAGGUUUGUUGUGGUCGCACGUCACCGAUGAAUUUGGAUUCAAAAUCCCAUCGCUUCCGCCCUCGAUCAAGGUCUCCAAACGAGUGGUGGCCUCCGAGAUGGCACAGUUAUUCGACCCGCUAGGUCUAGUCGGAUCAGUGGUGAUGAGUGCCAAAAUGUUUAUUCAGAAGCUGUGGGCGAUAGGAAUUCCUUGGGAUGAUGACCUUCCCGAGAACCUACGAGAUUGGUGGCUGCGUUUCCGUGAAGAAAUCCCGCAAUUAGCAGACCUGAAAAUUCCACGUCGAGUUCUCGCGAACGACUUCAACAGCUACGCAUUGCAUUGCUUCUGCGAUGCUUCCGACCACGGCUACGGCGCCUGUGUCUACGUGGUUUCGUCGAAUGGGGCUGGAGAUCACUACAGCCAACUUCUCAUAGCCAAAUCGAGAGUCGCACCACUGCGUGGACUUACAGCACCGAAACUUGAACUCUGUGCUGCUUUGUUAGGAUGUCAGCUGCUGGAUCAAGUCCGAAGCACGACUAGAUUCACCGGAGUAGUGACGUUCUGGUCGGAUUCCAGUAUAGUUCUACACUGGAUUCGAUCGCCGCCUACCGUUUGGAAGGUGUUCGUGUCGAAUAGAAUAGCAGAAAUACAGAAACUAUCGAUCCACGACAGCUGGCGCCAUGUUCCGUCGAAGGCCAAUUCGGCGGACAGGAUAUCUCGUGGAGUUUUACCGUCCGAAAUACUCGAAGAUUCGCUGUGGUGGCAUGGGCCUAACUUUCUCGUUCAGGCCGUCGAAACUUGGCCUGAAGACAUCGUGUCACUCACUCGUGAAGAACAGGAAGUUCGUGAUGUGGAAGCUCGCCAGGUGGUUACCUUCGCGGUGACCCACGUGGAUCACUCGAUCAUCCAUCGAUACUCGGAUCUUGGAAGGUUGCUUCGGGUAGUUAGUUACUGCUUCCGAUUCUGUCGAAACGCUCUAAGUCCGCAAAAUCGUCGCAAAGUUGGUCCUCUUCAGCCGCCCGAAGUGGAUUACUCGCUUAAAUCGCUCAUUCGUUCCGUCCAAGGUACAGAAUUCCCAGAAGAAAUUCGUUGUCUCUCGGCUAAUCCUCAGCCGCGACUGACCAGCAAGGACCGGAAACUCCAAUCGUCGUUCAAGUCGCUCAACCCGUUUCUGGACAACACAGGCCUCCUACGGAUAGGAGGACGCUUAGCAAAGCUGUCGGCCUCUUUGGAUACCAGAGCACCAAUUCUUCUACCGGCCAAACAUCAUCUGUCUUGGUUAAUCGCUCGCUCCCUCCAUCUAAGGACUCUUCAUGGAGGACCAACCCUGCUACUGGCUACCAUGCGGCAAAGAUUCUGGCCUCUGCGUGGACGCGAUCUCGUUCGUAAAGUCGUUCAGCAGUGUGUGACCUGCUUCCGCUGCGCCCCGAAGCCGACGGAGCAGUUCAUGGCUCCUCUACCGUCUGUGCGAAUCACGCCGGCACGAGUGUUCGCGAAUAGUGGUAUGGACUACUGUCGGCCCUUCGGUAUUCGUCCGUUAGUUGGGAGGGGAGCAAACGUGAAAAUGUACGUCGCCGUGUUCGUUUGUAUGGUGGUGAAGGCGGUACACCUCGAGGUAGUCACCGACCUUACGUCCGUCGCGUGUAUCAAUGCGGUGAAGCGGUUCAUCGCACGUCGCGGUCGCGUAGUGAAUUUGUAUUGCGACAACUCGACAGCAUUCGUCGGCGCUGAUCGAGAACUGAAGCACCUUCGUCGCCAGUACCUUCAGCAGUAUUCGACAGAGCAGUGGAAUGGAUACUGCUUGGAGAGUGGAAUAACGUUCAACUUUAUUCCUCCUCGUUCCCCCCACCAUGGUGGCCUGUGGGAAGCGGGGGUCAAAUCGUUUAAACACCACCUGCGUAGAAUUCUUGGCUGUCGAUCGUUCACUUUGGAGGAGUUCAACACUACAGUGGCCCAAAUCGAAAGUAUGCUGAACUCUCGCCCUCUGUCGCCACUGUCUAGUCACCCGCAGGAUCUGUCCAGCCUAACUCCCGGUCACUUCCUUGUGGGAGAGCCUUUGUUUUCUAUUCCAGAGCCCGACUACACCACACAUCCUGUUGGUCGGCUCAACCGUUACCAAGAGAUGAAGCGCAGUGUCCAGGAUUUCUGGAAACGCUGGGCACGAGAGUACGUCAGCGAGCUCCAUCAGCGUUCAAAGUGGCAACGUGUGCGGGACGAAGUAAAGGUGGGAUCCCUGGUCCUGCUGAAGCAAGAAGGUCUUCCACCACUCGAAUGGAACUUGGGUCGUGUCGUGGCAGUAUCACCAGGAACGGACGGCCACGUUCGGGUCGUCGAGGUUCGAACAGCGAAAGGAUAUUACACACGAGCAGUGACUGAAGUUUUUCUGCUACCAAUCGAGGAACCACUCGUUGAAAUACCCAGUGCAGAUCAGGAAGAUAGACCAACCGGUCCAUCACGCCAAGAGGAAGCAAAGUCAUUUGUCGGAGAUCUUUGA
Molecule: messenger RNA, 5100 nt
Organism: Aedes albopictus (Asian tiger mosquito)
Lineage: Eukaryota; Metazoa; Arthropoda; Insecta; Diptera; Culicidae
Exons: 3
Coding region: 1-5100 (1699 amino acids)
Biological process (GO): DNA integration
Molecular function (GO): nucleic acid binding
Source: RefSeq, a predicted model, not a curated record